CUUCUCCUCUCUCCUGACUUUCUACUUUUCAUUAUCUCUCUACACUUUAUCUCUCUACCUUGUUCUCUCAAUUUUCACCUUAAACAUAAACUGACUUGAUCGUCGGAGCUUAAUCCGGGGGGCAACCCCGGCUCUUUCACAGUUCUCUUCCCUCCCGACGAGAUCACACGAACGGAUCGUGAGUUGACCCCACACCAACAAAUAUCAUUAUUCGUGUCCUGAGCUAGAAGGUACAAACAAUUACAAAAAUAGCACCCUUUCUGCAAAACCGCCACCCGUACCAACGGUUUAGGCGAAAACCGCCAGUCGAGGGCGCGUUUUUCGAUGAAAUCGCACUGGUAGGGGGCCGUUUUACAGACCGCACCCCCACCAUGCGGUUUGGUUGCAGACCGCACCCCCACCAUGCGGUUUGCUUUUUUUUUUUUUUGAAAAAUCCUAACCUAGGUGGAAACUUCAAAUGAGCGUAUCUUUGUGUUCGGGUGUCCGAUCGUCGCGAAUUUUUUUUUUAUUCUGCAUAACCUUUUGAGAUCUUGCAAGCCGAAGGUGGUUAGGUCCUGCCUUCGUCCCAAAAAAUGUCGUUUGCUACCCCGAACGAGCUUUUUUUCCAAUUUCGUCAAACUUUGGACAACCAUAACUUUGUGCUCCAAAAUCCAAACGGCAUGAAAUUUUUUUUAUUUCGCAUAAAUUUUUAAGGAAUACAACUUUUAUCAUAGUCAUAAUUUCAAUAUGUACAUGGAUUGCUGAGAAGGGAAGGUAAGCUAUUCCCAAAAUCCUGUGUAUCCAAAAAUAAUUCCUGUUUUGAAAAUUCUAAAAAAUCAAUCAUGCGAUCUAUAUAUACAACCCUACACAUGAACAAUGAUGAACUACAAUAUCCAAACACACACAUGUACACAAAAAUCCCACACAUCAAUGUUGCAGUUCUACUACUUCCCUCUUCAGAUCCGCCGGCGGCAAGAAAUAAUCCGGCGACAGCCCCUGAAUAUUGAAAUCCACCUCGUCGAUCUCCCACGCCUCCUCCACCCUCCUCCGCUGGUUCUGCACGGCGUCGCCGUACCUGAAGAGCGUGGUCACCGUCUCCCCUCGGUGCGCCACGUUGAUCCCUUCGACGCAGCGGUAGUCCCUGAUGAAGGUGGUGAUGUUGGUCUCCCAGAAGACGCAGUUGUUGGCCCGCACCGACUUGAUCAUCUUCACCAGCUUGGUGUCGCUGAACUUGACGAGCAGCCCGGUCUUGUGGCUGAAGUGGCCCCAAACGGUGUGGUGGAGGAUCUCGGUGCUGGGCGAGCUCUGGAACUUGAGGACGGAGUAGUCGGUGUCGAGCUUGAGGACGAAGCAGUCCUCGUGCUCGAUCUCCUCCUCGCCGACGAAGGUCGCCUCGAUGAACAGUUUGGCCACGCACCGGGGGUCCAGUCCCUAGUGUUUCGUCAUCAAAGUUGGCGGAGCUAGCUAGGUAUUAGUUCAUUAUUUGACAAGAUGAGGCUUGGUACGUAGCCAUUAUAGUUAGUGAUACGAUGGAUAUCUGUCUGAAUCUGAUCUAAUUUGGGUAGAUUAAAGUCGAAUUCAAAUAUUCUGAGUAAUGGAUGAGUAAUAUUGGGGUUUCUCAUUGUUCAAUCCAAACCCUUUCGAUUUUACAUGUAUAUUUUGUUUAAAAAUAUAAUUAUUUUACUUAAUAUAUCAUUAUUAGGGUCAGACUGGCUGGUGUAUUCAUGGAUUAUUAUACUAUGAUUCAGGUACUCUUAGUGAGAUAUCUCUAUUUAGACCAUGAUAAACAGAUAGGGGCCAUUCUCGAGGAGGUCGCGUGCGUUAUUUCAUGAGUAACAAUGGACUUACAGUGCAAUUUGUAGAACGGAGUAGUAAUAGGGUAGCUCAUUUGAUGGCUAAAAAAAUCAUUUCUUUGUACCUGACUACAUGUGGUUUCUUUGAUUUUCUGGCCUGGUUAAAUUCCAGGAAGUUAUGAUCUAUUUUGUCAAUCAAUAUAUAUAAUUAUCUUUU
Molecule: messenger RNA, 1989 nt
Organism: Linum trigynum
Lineage: Eukaryota; Viridiplantae; Streptophyta; Magnoliopsida; Malpighiales; Linaceae
Source: the annotation of a GenBank genome assembly